AUGAGUGAGGUGCAGCUCCUGGUCGUCCUGCCACAGGCCAGGACGCUGCGCUACGGCGUAGCAGGUCCAAUUAUAACCAUCAUCCAACGGGACCCAGCCUGCUACGUCGUCCCGAUAUCGCCUCCCUCGACCCAGUACGUCGAGACGGAAGAGUGUGAAGAGGAGAUGAGGGCGUAUGAGGUGGAGGACGAGGUGGACGACGUAAGUUAUACUAAAUGA
Anisakis simplex (herring worm) is the source of this 219-nucleotide messenger RNA. The record is from the annotation of a GenBank genome assembly. Lineage: Eukaryota; Metazoa; Nematoda; Chromadorea; Rhabditida; Anisakidae.